AGAGAAGCAAAGCGGGUCGUGGGGUCGUGCAGGUGCGAGGAGGACGAGACUAAAGGCAGCGGAUUGAACGAAGCGGCAAGUAAAGCGGCGAGUUAAGUGAAGUGAAGUGAAGUGAGUAACCGUCAUUUGGUUUCCUGCAGAGUGCCCGAUGCGCCGCGACGCUCGCGAGACCUGGAGAACCCGUCGGAUUAGAGCGCGAGGAACCUCGGCCGAGGGUAGAUCCGGCCUGAACCAUCGAGCACGUGCGUUCUGACAGAUAACCACGUGUUAAAUAAUAGGCGAAUAGAUAAUUCGUAAAAAUCAACAAAGAAUCCACGUGUCCCCGAACGAUACGGUAAAACUAAAAGAAACACUGAAACCGUACAGCCGUACACACAAGUGCGUCCAUACACGAGCGUCUGGCGGUGUAUUAAAAAAAAAAAAACAAAAAAGUUGAUAAUUUCGAAAAUAAAAAAAAAAUGUCAAACUCAACCGUGAUAAAAGGAAAGAAGAGAAGAGAUAUUUUUGAAAAUCCUCCGUGAUUCGUAAGAGUCCAUAAAGCACGUAAUCGUCAAGUCUGGAACAGCGAGAGUCACGAGUGCCAGAGGGUGACCAAGGGGUGUGCGGGUGAGGUCGUUAUAGAAGGGUAGGGUUGAGAAGAAAAAAAAGGUCGUAGGACAUCAGGAGUCAGGAGAGUGGCAAAACCCGGACACGGAGACAGCGGCAGAUCAUUGGUGGACAGGAGUCUGGCGCUGAGUAGUGGGGUCGGGCUCUUACUCGGUUCAGGUGGGGAAGGGCCUGAAGAAGACGAGGCUGCCGGAGGGAGCUGGUGUUCGCGUUGUUGCUGGUGCUGUUGAUCGUUGUGGUGGUGCUGGUGGUGGUGGUGCUGGUGCUAGUGGAAGGGAUCAGCGCUUACGUGGAGGAGGAAGAAGAAGAAGAAGGAGGAAAAGGUGUAGGUGGCUCUGGAGGAGGUUCGGCAGGAGGAGGUUCAGGAGGAGGCUCAGGAGGACGAGCCAAAGAAGGUGGAAGAGGCCGGAGGACAGAAGUCUCUGUCGGAGAACGGAUUCAUCGGGUCAGGAUCAAGGACGGGUUGGCCGCCGAGUUUGGAAAAUAGAUACAGGAGGUUCCGCUAGCCGUAGAUCCAAGGGACAGAGAAGAGCCAGCUCGAGGUAGAUCCGACCUGGGAUAUAGGGAUAAAAUCGCAUCUGGACCCAAAUCGUCCUCCUCCGUUGUCUACCUGGAAGAUUUAAUAUCGAGGAUCCUAGACGUCCGUGUGUCCUGUGAUAUAUUUCAAUUGACUGUAUCAAUUAAUUGUGUUAUCGUAUUUAAGCACCAAAAAAUUGCCACGGACAGGAUUACAAGUGAUUGGCUAUACUGUUGUUCGGCCGGGUACGACUACCGUCGCUGCCUUGAAAAUUCUUGUCGCUCGUUCGAAACAGUGAGAAAGGAUAGUUCAGUUGGGCCGCAUGGCUCCCGGCAUUCGGACCGAAGUUAUUAGUGUUUUGUUUUUCAAUUUUAUCAGCGGAGAUCAGCGAUGAGAUCCAAGCCGGUCGCCAGGAGACUUGCACAGGGAAGCAGCGACGAGGGCGAGGCGGCCGGGGGUGCCGGGGGUGGUGGUCCGCCCGAGGGGGGAGAGAUGGACGAAAAUUCGACUCGGGCUUGCAGCGACAAUCCCAUUUACAGAGAUUUGAAACCCUUGCACGCGACAAGUGCUCACGACGUUCCGCAGGAAUAUCCGCAGGCCAGGCCAGCCUAUCAGAGGCGAGAAUAUUCCCCGGCGAUGGAAAGGACGGCGACCUACAAGAAGGAGCAGCCGGCGACCCCUACGGAGGAGGACAGGAAACCGUGGGAUUUCAGUGAGAAAUUGGAGCAGAAGGAUUUCGGUCAGUCAGCCGAUAUCUAUAGGGGUGAAUAUCAGAAAACGAUAAAGCAGGAACCCAGGGACUCGAAGGAACAAUUGGGCAGAGAUUGGGUGUCGCCGGUACCGGAAGUCGAGGUCGGCGGUUCAGCGCCAGGAGGUCCUCAAGUGCGGGCACGAAAGGAUAUUCCACGCGGAGCACGAUUUGGACCGUUUUUAGGAAAAUGGGCUGACGAACCGUUCAACCCCCGUUACGCGUGGGAGGUAUGCGCCGGAAAUGGCGUUAGGGGUUGGUUGGACGCAUCGCAUGAAGCGACAAAUUGGCUCAAGUACGUUCGCAGCACCGCCAGUCCACAUGCUGUUAAUAUGCGACACGUUCUCAUUGGCGGACAGAUGGUCUACGAAGCGAUACGCGACAUCGCCAGCAGUGAGGAAUUGCUUUUAGGUUUGAGGGAACCUCUUCAGCUUAAGGAUAUGCUCGGUGAAAACACGACGGAGGAUAGAAGCGACAGAGAAACCGCUUCCCAGCACAGUGGCACCGUAGACGAGGAUCGCGAGGAGGAGGAAGAGGGUGAAAUCAGGUGUACCGUCUGUGACAAACCCUUCCUGGACAUAGAGCUACUCGACGGUCAUCUGGUGACGUGUCAUCGAUAUCCGGCCGAGCAGCAUCUUUGCGAGAGCUGCCCGAGGGGAUACGCCUGGCGGCCAUUGCUGGUACGUCAUCGGGCGAUAGUUCACGGGGAUCUGCGAAAGUAUCCGUGCGAGAAUUGUCCGAAGUCAAUUUUGUCAACACAGGUCUUCACGGACCCGUCGAAUCUUCAGCGGCACAUAAGGACGAACCACGUGGGGGCCAGGAGCCACGCCUGCACCGAGUGCGGCAAGACGUUCGCUACCAGUUCCGGUUUGAAGCAGCACACGCAUAUACACAGUAGCGUCAAGCCGUUUCAGUGCGAAGUAUGCUCUAAGGCGUAUACGCAAUUCUCGAAUCUAUGCAGGCACAAGCGCAUGCACGCGACCUGCCGUCUGCAGAUUGAGUGCGUCAAAUGUCGGCAGUCCUUUAACACGGUAACCUCCUUGGCGAAGCACAAAAGAUUCUGCGACUCGACCGCACCCACCGGACCACCCGGUACCAUGACCCAGCUGCCGAGCUCAGCGCCAAAUCCGUUUCUGGUCUAUCCGCGACCACCGGUCACGCUACCAGGCGCACUUCCGUUUUACCCGCCGAGUCUCAUGGGUCCCUAUCCCGGGAUCUUUCCGAACGCACCGAACUUCCUGAACUCGUCGCUGCUGUUUCCGCCCAAGGUCGAGCAGGCUGACAAGAGAUACGACAGUCCCAAGAAGGAACGGUUCACGCCGCCCAGGAUACUGCCGCAGCAUAGCAAGGUGUCGCCCAGCACGGGGGAGGAAGCCACGUCGAACUUCCGGCCGUCGCCGGCCAGACCGCCUGUACAACCCACGCCGGAGAGCGACGAGGAUCUCGUAAAGAGGAAGGAGACGAGUAAGCCGAUGGACAAGAGGAUGGAGACGGAGGCGUCGGAGGAGUCGACGGAUCAGCCUCUGGAUCUGAGGGUGCAGACGAAACGGAGGGAUCAGCCGGAAGGUGUGUCGGAGAGCGCGGCGUCUUCGCCGGCCCCGGUGGUCGAGGAAGCGCCGCCACCUCCGGAACGAGCAAAACCGGAAGAGGAGGAGAUGGAGGUGGAGGUGAAGGAGGUGGUCCCUAGCUCACCCGUAAGAAGCGUGGCUGAUCAUCAGCCUACGAACACUCCACCUCACAUGGCCUAUCCACGACCCAUACACCCCAUGUUCCUAGAAGCAAUGUACCGAUCGCCUGCCGGAAGCUUCCCGGGUUUCCACGGCGGUCCACCGCCUCCAGGCGGGGGUCCGGAGUCUCGUCUUCUGCCGCCGUUACCACCCUUCGGACCGCCACGUGGACUUCCUUUUUUAGGGACGCUCAUGAACGGGCUGAGCGGCACUAGACCAGGCUUCGACCUCCUGGCCAGGCCGCCGCUCAGCGCGUUCCCUGGGGUCAAGCCCUUCCAGGACGUCAUCUCCCAUCAUCAUCAUCAUCACCAUCACGCACACGGGAAGAUGAAGGACCGCUACUCGUGCAAGUUCUGCGGCAAGGUCUUUCCACGUUCGGCCAACCUGACCCGCCACCUCAGGACGCACACCGGCGAGCAACCUUACAAGUGCAAGUACUGCGAGAGGUCCUUCAGCAUCUCCUCCAACCUUCAGCGUCACGUCAGGAACAUCCACGACAAGCAGCGUCCCUUCAAGUGUCCCCUGUGCGAGCGCUGCUUCGGCCAGCAGACCAAUCUCGACCGUCACCUCAAGAAGCACGAGGCCGACGACGGAAGUGGCGUCGUUUCCGUAGCCGAUUCGCCAGGUAGCAGUAACGAGAACGAGCGCGAGGAUACCUACUUCGAUGAGAUCAGAUCCUUCAUGGGGAAGGUCACCUACGGUGGUGAAGGUUAUGGGUUACCGCAUCCUGCCUACCUGCCGGGUAGACUUCACGAUCUUCACGAGGCCAAGACGGUCGGCGAAUACGACGAGGACGAGGAUAGCGAGGAGGGUGUCUCCCCCAUAGAGGAAGCCGACGGUAUGUCUCCGAUGGAGAACAAGGAAUCCCCACCACCUCAGUACGAGCUCAAACUGAGGGACAAGCAGGAGUUGCUCAACAAUAACACGGCUGAGCCCGUUAUAGAGAUUUCCACAUAGCCCAGUCGUACCCGUCGACGUUCUAAUGGGGAAUCCUCAACGGUUUCCAAGACCGACCGGUAAUUAGUCUAUUUCGCGCGAUCGUCUGCCGAUCAGUUAUUAUUAUUAUUUACUUUCUCUCGGAGCCUCGAUCACUGCGUAGGUUCGAUUUCUAUUGGCCGCCUUUGUAUCUUGUCGCUCCUAACCAAGGACCAUUCUACCCAUUCACUUUACUUUACCGUAUGUCUUGCUGUCCCGCAUUGGAUACACGUAGGAACGAUCGAUCGGGUGGAAAUUAAUAAAUCGAGGUAUCGAUUCUACGGGACGACGAGAUCUUACGAAAACGUAUCGCCAGACUCUUAUUAUUAAUACUAGCUAGUUCCUAACGGACUCUGUCACGAUGGAGACUGGAUGACGUUAAUUGUAGUAAAAAUAAUUAAAAUCGCGUAAACGAUGUCGAAGACGCAAAAGCAGACGUUGACGUAACGGAGACUCUCAUUGGUAAACAGAAAUCAAAUGUUCCCCCUUCCUCAGUAUUGUUCCAAAAAACACCACCACCCCCCCUCCGUCUCCCCAUUCGGAGAGUUUCUCGUAGUAUUAUUUAUUAUUAAUUAUUAAUUUGGUAUUAAUUAUAGACACUCGUCAUCGAACGGACUUGAGACAAAGAGCAGUGAUAAGAACGAAUGACGAAUCGAGCCCUAUUUGAAUUUUUAAAGUUGACCUUUUUUUUUUUGGUUUUUCAUUUUUUUCAUUAAUUUAUCAGAGCUCGCGAUGCAAUCGUCAAGCUGACAUUUUUUAACGAGACGAAACUUUUUUUCGUUUAAAUUUCGCGCCAGGCUAAAGCGACCACGCGAUUUAUGAAUAUUCUCCGUGGAGGGUCGAUUUCUUAUUUUUGAAAAUUCCCGCCCGAGGAUAAUUCGUUCGACGUACGAAAUGAAAAAAAAAAAAAAUGUAAUUACAGAGAGAUUCUACGAUA
Molecule: messenger RNA, 5510 nt
Organism: Cephus cinctus (wheat stem sawfly)
Lineage: Eukaryota; Metazoa; Arthropoda; Insecta; Hymenoptera; Cephidae
Product: MDS1 and EVI1 complex locus protein
Exons: 8
Coding region: 1514-4555 (1013 amino acids)
Cellular component (GO): nucleus
Source: RefSeq, a predicted model, not a curated record